Molecule: messenger RNA, 4390 nt
Organism: Phyllotreta striolata
Lineage: Eukaryota; Metazoa; Arthropoda; Insecta; Coleoptera; Chrysomelidae
Source: the annotation of a GenBank genome assembly
AGCUGGCAAUUUUGAUAUUUUUUUAUCUUUAUACAAAUUUAUCAAUCUAUGCAGUUUUCAUUGGAAAUAAACAAACGCUUUGAUUACAAAACCGGCAGAUGGCGACAGCUGGCUGAUUUCGAACAGGACAAGGCCAGUGCGCCAGUACAUUGUCGAUAAACUUGCUCAACCGUUUUACUUGCACAAGGGUCCGGGCAACCGUUUCUGUUUCUACCUAAAUGUAAGGACACUAAGGACGUAAGAACAUAGUAACACGUUGUUGCCAAAUUUACUCUUACCACAAAAUAUUAGAAAUUUACAAAGCUAGUUAUUUAAGUUUGGGAGAUCGUUUAAAGCGGUAUUAAAAAAAUAUGUAUUUAAAUGUUAAUAAUUACACGUUGUUUGUUUUUUUUAUGUUUACAAGGCGAUGUAUGAGUGAGGUUAAUUUAAAUUUUUCUUGAUAAUUGAUGGCAGUCGAAUCGAGCUGGCAACGUUGUUCCGGCGUAAGCACGUCCACACGCCAACUGUGCGGCUCGAAACGAACGUCGAACACACACAGCAAAGACUAACCAAGAACGACUGGUUUUCGAAGAUCGAAAUCGACCAAAUAUAGUUGUCAACAACAUCAUCUAGUUGCAUCGGGAUUUCCACGAGCCGCAUCCGUUUUCGACUUCGACAGGUUUCCAGAUCCGGCAACGUCGCCCAUCGUAUGUCAGUCGGGCUACUCGCUGGGCCGGGCUCGCUUUGGAAAACGUCGGUACACACACAAUCGAGGCCACGACGGGGCGCCGGUGCUGCCGCCCAACCGACGACGGCGAACCCACCAACUAGAUCGGUGUGUAGCACGCCAGCCGAGCAGUGCCAGUUCGUGAACGGCAAUAGGCAAUAGGUAUGGCCUCUGCGAAAGAUACGGCGACGUUCUUCACCCACGGCACCUGUCAACAUUUCGAGCAGGUCCUCAAAUUGUAUCCGCAAGCCCUUCGACUGAAGGCCGAUCGGAAGGCCAAGAAGCCGGAGGAACUCAUCAAAUUAGAUAAUUGGUAUCAAAAUGAACUGCCAAAGAAAAUUAAAAGCCGCGGCAAGGACGCCCACAUGGUCCACGAAGAAUUAGUCCAAUGCAUGAAAUGGAAACAGACGCGGGGAAAGUUCUUUCCCCAACUGUCCUAUUUGGUAAAAGUCAACACGCCAAGGGCGGUCAUCGCCGAAACGAAGAAAGCAUUUAGGAAAUUACCCAAUCUCGAGCAGGCCAUGCAGGCACUGUCGAAUUUAAAAGGCGUCGGAACUACCAUGGCUUCCGCGUUACUGGCGGCAGCUUGUCCAGAUACGGCCCCCUUCAUGGCCGACGAAUGCCUGAUGGCCAUUCCUGACAUCGAAGGUAUCGAUUACACGACAAAGGAGUACCUGAAAUUCGCCACCCACAUCAACACCGUCGCCGACAGGCUGAACAAAGCCACGGAGGAAAUGCAAAAGCCCGACGCCGUCCGUUGGUCGCCGCACAAGGUCGAACUGGCCCUGUGGACGCACUACGUCGUUUCGGAGCACAAGCCCGAAUUGCUCUCCAACAUCUUCGCCGGUAGUCCUUUAGAAAACGGUAACGCGAUACCCAAGCCGGUGGUGGUGCACCAAAACGGCGAUUCGAUAAUCGAUCCGACGACGUCCGACGAGAGCAAUCAGGGUCCAUUAAAUGGUAAGACUAUCAUAGACGAGGACACCACGACCACUUCGUUUACCGACAACAGCCCGCCGUCUAUUGAUCAAAACGAAGAGACCAACGAUAGCGUCGUGUCCGGAUCAGAAGAACUGAGUAAGGAUUCGUUGCCCUCGACAGAAGACUCGAACAGUAUCGAAAACAACCUGAAGCGACCGUACGACGUUGUAGACAGUACGAUCCAAUCGUCGAGCAAGAAAAUACGAGAAGACGUGGAGGCAAAGUGACAAAUACGUAAUUACCUAUAAUUUUUUUUAACUUUUUAUUUUAACGUUAGGUUUCUUAUACACACACAAACACACACAGAACGCAUUGUAGUCGCAUUAUUGAAUUCUUCCUUUUUCUAUAUCCUGAUAGUUGUUUAUUUUUAAUCGUGGUCUCGCGUAAACGAACGGACGAUCAAAUCGAAUGCAGAUUUUUUUUUCGUUGUUCGAAACGAUAUCGAAUAAAUCGGAUGAGUCGGAAAAUGGGUAGCAAGAGGGUGAGUUUUAACUUUUAAUGUGUAAAAAGUGAUAUUUUCACGUUGAUUGUUUGAGUGUUAGAUACAGUGUUUUUUCAUCGAGAUUGAAGGGACAGUGUAAUUCAAAUGUAAUUCAAAUGACAUUUAUAUUACCGAGAAUUCGAAAUGCUUAACCCUAAUAACACGAAGAAAGAAGAUAUGUAAUCCUGAGAUGUAUCAUUUUGGGUUGUUGUAACCUCUAGAUUCGUUAUUUUUAUUGGUUAAAAGAGCAGAAAAUGACGCUUUACACGUUUUUUACGCUAAUUUUUGAAAAUAAAAAUUCUGAGCGACAUAUUUUUUGUACAUGUCCUAUUAUACGACACAUAAAUAAGAUUUCAUAUUGUUGACUACUUGGAAUAGUGAAUUAUGUGAAUUUUGAAUAAUUAUUUAAGUAUUAUGAAAAUACAUUUCGAGAGGAUGAACAAUUUCAUCGUUUUAUAAUAAUGAAUUAGUUAAAGCGAACCCUCUGGAUAGAUAACGAAUGUUUCGAAGAAGAGAUAGUAGUUAAUUGAAUACGUUUUGCGGUUAAUUUUCUCUAACAUUUCGGUGUCCUUUUCAUAUAAACGUGUCACUUUAUAUUCAUUCUUUUUUUUUGUUUUUUGGGAUUUAGAAAACUUAAACCUAGGACUGAACGUAUUGAGUGUUUUAAUUAAAACGUAUAAAACGAUACGAAUUUCCCGAAAUUAAUUGGAUAUUCAAAUGAUCUGUACUGCGAUUGUUCGGCGUGCGUAUAAAUUGUACUUAUUUAAGUGUUUUGAAUUAAUUUCGGAAAAUCAAAAAUUUAUCCUAAUUAUUUUUGGAAGAUGUGAAAGUUCGCUGUUUCUUGACGAAUCUUUUUGUUUUGUUGUUUUUAUUUUUUUAAUAUAUAAAUAUUAGUCAUUUGAUAAAUUUUUGAUACUGUUCUUUAUCAUAUUACCAUUACUAGGAUAGUCUAAGUAAUUUAUUUGUUUUUUAUGUACUCUCGUAACGUAGGCAUUCUUUUAUGUAUUAUUUUAAUUAUGAAGAAGAGAAAAAGAAUAAUUACAUUCCAAUAUUUAGUUGGAUUUUUUUGCCUUUUUUCCUCUUUUUUUAUACUACAGGAUGUCCCACUAAUUUCGGUACAAUUUCGUGGAUCAACCUGUAAGUUUCUAAAAACAGGAAUUUUUGCAUUUGAAGUUUUUUCUUGUACUAUUGUAAAUAAUAUACUAAUAUAUAAUGACAUAUAUUUUUUAUUUUUAUUAGCACAUUCGUUUAGUUUUUCGUUCAUGCCCGACUUCAAAUGUAAAUUGUUAGGCAAUAUGGCUCGAAAAAGUAUUGUUAGUUUAAAAAAAGAGUUCCUGUUUAAUAAUUAGAUUUGUAGCUCAAAAUACUGUCAUGGUUUUAUUGUUAAUAGGCCAGGAAUAAUAAUCCAUAAUAAAUAGUUACGGGAUCUAACCCGCAUUGUGAUAAACAUCAUAGGUGAUUCAAUUAUUAUUGUGAACUUUAAAUGUAAUUUUUUUUUGUAUUUUGUGAUACAAGUUUACUUUUUUCCUCGAGAUUCUAUUGGAAUGUUGAUUCAAACAAUCCGAUAAGAAAAUGUUGAAAUAACUUUCGCCAUUCGAAUAGCUGUAUUGCCUAUCUGAUUGUUCAUUGUUCGUUUUUAUAAAAUCGUCUUAAAGUUAAUUAGUACAAAAAAAAAUAAUGCAUUGAACGAUUUUGUAAUUUCGAUUUCUGAUACAUGUAUAAAUAUAUACAGCAGGAGCUCCGUUUUUUAUUAUAAAUAUUUAUAAAUAAAUAAAACAUAUAUUAUAUAUAUAGAAACAACAAAUAACUGAAUGCCUUUUAUCAAAUAAUGUAGACGUAUACACUUUUACAACAAAAAAAUAUUAGCUAAUAAUUUUUUGGAUUCAUUAUGUUAUGCACCCGUUUGCGCGCUUGUUUAGACGAUCUUUGGACCUUAAUGAAGCCCAUUUUUACUUAAACGAAAAUGUCCAAAUGUUAGACGCUGCGUGUAGAAACGGGUAUAUAUGUAAAUAUAGUGAGGUGUUUAUUUCGAAGAAAAUAAAACGAGGAUAUUGGACGUCUUCUGAAAUUCGAGUAUAUAUAUUUUUUCUUAUUUUUAGCUUUUUCUCAAAAUGUACCUUAGCAGAUAUUCAAUAUCCUAAUCAUUAUUUAAUGUAAAAAAUAUCAUUUGUAGAUGAGUUUUGAGGUUUUGUAGGAUAUUUUCAUAAAUAUAAAUAUUUCAC